CAGUGAAGACCGAUGGUGGAAAUGAAACUCUUAUUGCGUGUCUUCAAAAUACAGUAAAGGAGGCUGAACAAGUCGGUGGUAUAUGCAUACCGGUCGAGUGUGAUCAUACGUCAGUGGAAGACAUGGAGUCGUUAUUCAACAAAGUAAGAGACGAAAGAUACCGCCAACUUGACGUGGUAGUCAACUGUGCUUUUUCAGGAGAACCAAUAUUGAAAGAGAAGAGAAAUGUGCCGUUCUGGGAAGUCCCGUUAGAAAUAUGGGAUGUUUGCAGUCAAGCAGGAAUGAGAUCGUAUUACGUUGCAACGAGGCGUGCCGCCGAAUUAAUGGUCCCAGUCAAGAAAGGCAUCAUCAUCAAUGUAUCAUCCAUGUCGGGGUUCAAGCCGCUAUUUAACACGGCGUAUGGCGUCAACAAAGCUGCAUGUAACAGAAUGACUGAAGACUGCUCACGAGAACUUAAGGAUUAUGACGUUGCAGUUGUAUCGGUUUUACCUGGACUGGUGAAGACAGAGUUCCUACUUGAAUGUGCAAGUCAAAAUAAACUCAACUUCGAGGAAGAAAUAGCCUUAUCGCAGGGCGAGACACCACAGUUUGUGGCAAAAGCAGUGCUGAAUCUAGUAACAGAUCAAAACAUUAUGCAGAAGACAGGAAAAAUCUUAACGACCGUAGACAUAGCAAACGAUUAUAAGUUUACCGAUUUCAAUGGAUGGAGGCCUCUUCACCCUUUGAGUCUCCGCGCGAAUAUGCUGUAUACAGGCAAAUGGCGAUUGGCCAAAUACACCCCGCGUUUUAUCAAGGCACCUAAGUGGUUCUUGACGGAAAAUGAAAUUAGAUAUUGAAAAUGUCAAUUUGUAUACAUUGGUAUAUGUUUAUAUUUUGUAAUAUUAAAGUUAAUAGUUGUGUUUUAAUUUUUAAUCUAACACCUUCAGAAUAUCUGUCGGCUGUUCUACCAAUCGAAUCAUGAGUCCAAUUUAUAAUUGGAGAUGACUUUGUUCAUCCAUAAAGUAUUGGUGACUAUUGGCCCGGCUAAUUCCUCAUUAUAGAAAACUCCAGAACAAAUGUUUAUGAAGACAUGUGUACAAAUUCAAUGUCCAAAAUUACGGACCUUAAGGAUGCAAUAAUAGAUAAAUAUUUAUACUUUAGGAUCGUUUGCUAAUUUAUAUAGUAAUGAAAAUAACGAUUAUUACUCAUAAUAAUAUUUUUGUUAUACUUUUAAAAAUAUCAUUUGUUAUUUUGAUGGCAACAUAUAAAAAAAUGUAGUUCAAUAAUUAAUUACAGAGUAUAUUGUAUACUAACUUAGUAUUCAGUAAAAAAUCAUAGGAGUAGUAGUAGUAGUAGUA
Messenger RNA from Anneissia japonica, 1337 nucleotides. Its product is annotated as dehydrogenase/reductase SDR family member 1-like. The transcript is spliced from 7 exons. The record is from RefSeq and is a predicted model, not a curated record. Bases 123 to 836 code for a protein of 237 amino acids. Lineage: Eukaryota; Metazoa; Echinodermata; Crinoidea; Comatulida; Comatulidae.